Messenger RNA from Nestor notabilis (Kea), 1000 nucleotides. Its product is annotated as PH and SEC7 domain-containing protein 1-like. The record is from RefSeq and is a predicted model, not a curated record. The transcript is spliced from 6 exons. Lineage: Eukaryota; Metazoa; Chordata; Aves; Psittaciformes; Psittacidae. The annotation marks the transcript as partial.
AGAUGAGGAGGAGCUGAGAAAGUCCCUCUCGGAGCUGGCAGAUCCCAACCCAAAGUCCAUCAAGCGCAUCAGCAGUUGCAGUAACCCCUUUCUGGACUUCUCCCAAGACUCCAGCAUCGCCACCUACAAGCAUGGUCUGUUAGUGCGCAAGAUCCAUGCUGAUCCUGACUGCAAGAAAACGCCCCGGGGGAAGCGCGGCUGGAAGUCCUUCCACGCCAUCCUGAAGGGGAUGAUUCUGUACCUGCAGAAGGAGGAGUAUAAGCCAGGGAAGGCUCUGGCAGAAGAGGAGCUGAAGAACGCUAUUAGCAUCCAUCAUUCACUUGCCACACGGGCAUCUGACUACAGCAAGCGACCCAAUGUCUUCUACCUCAGGACAGCUGACUGGAGGGUCUUCCUCUUCCAAGCACAGAACCCCGAACAGAUGCACUCGUGGAUCACACGCAUCAAUGUGGUGGCAGCCAUGUUCUCCGCACCCCCCUUCCCUGCAGCCAUUGGCUCCCAGAAGAAGUUCAGCCGCCCGCUGCUGCCCAGCUCCUGCACCAGACUGUCCCAGGAAGAGCAGGUGAAGAGCCAUGAGACCAAGUUCAAGACGAUGUCAGCAGAGCUGCUGGAGCAUCGUUCCUCACUACCUGAGAAGAAGGUGAAGGGCAAGGAGUAUGAGGAGCUGAAGCAGAAGGAAGAGUACCUGGAGUUUGAGAAAUCCCGCUACGGCACCUACGCCAUGCUGCUGCGGGCCAAGCUGAAGGCCGGCUCUGAGGACCUAGCAGCAUUUGAGUCCACACUCUUCGAUGCAGCGGGUGAGGAGGAUGAUGGUCUGAAAAAGUCCCACUCCAGCCCCUCGCUCAACGUGGAGCCCUCCAGCACAGCCACCAAGGUGAAGCGCAACGUCUCGGAGCGCACCGGCCACCAGCCCCCUGGCCACCCCCAGAAAUCAUAAGCGAGGGGCAUCAGCUGCCUGUGCUGCAGAUCCAUUCCUGCCCCCCCCCGCUGGGAUGGAGGC